UGAUCGCUUCCUGGCCAAUGCCGUCUCUUUUUUCCUUGGAUCUUCCUUCUCGUCCUGGCCUUUUCUCUGUUUGCAACUCCAACCGAUAUACACCUCGUUUCUUCGUCUUUCCUGCCUACUUUCUUUCUCGGUUGCUUCGCUGCCUUCGCCCUCCUCGUUUCCUUCACUCGUUCUUAACUUCCUCCUUUCUGCUUCGUCCUUUUCUUCUGCUUCCUCUCUCUCCUCUCUGUCUAUUCCUCCCCUUGCUCCCUUCUCCAGCGUUACCUUCUGCUCCGCGUCAUUCCUUGCUCUCCUCGUUUUUUCCUUCCCUCUCCUCUUUUUUUCCUUCCCUCUCCUUCUCCUUUCUUUCUCUAUGGAAGACCCUCAGGUGUGGACGUUUGUCGGCUCUCGACGGAGAGGCCGCCGUUUGAAGAACCUCGGCGACGGAACAAGCGAGGGAUCUCCCUCCUCGCUCGCGCCUCCCGCCGGAAGCGAGAACUUUCCCCCUGCGUCGCCGCCAGUGGUUGCUCCGCCGCGAAGCGAGGAAGGCUGGAAAGAGGACGCGACUCGGGCAAACCAGAGUGUAAGGAGCACCAGAGACAGACGGCGGCGCCAGGGCCGGAGAGGCGAACGGACUGUCGAGGAAGUCGAAACUCUCGUCCAAGAAAAAAUUCUUGCAUGCGCGAAGGAACUGGAACACUCAGAGUUCUGGCGCAGCUGUAAAGACACCCUGGAGCGCGCGAUCCAGUAUUUGCGAAUGGCCUCUUCUGAAAACACAGGGACAGCUGCAGGUCGCUCUUCAUGUCGGGGAGGCUUCUCUACGUCUUCCGCGGCCUCUUCGUCUCUCGCUUCUUCAGAUUUCUGCAUCGCCCCGAUUGCCGCGGUUGCGGAGCUCUCUCCGCAUGGCUGCUUUGCGUCUUCUCCUCUGUCGUCUUUCCAGCUCGCGGAGGCGGUUGCGUCCUCGUCGGAGUCUCGUCUCCACGCGGCGUCUUCUGUGGAGGCGCCUCAGAGAAAGGAAUCGCUUCCGGGGGCUGCUGCUCACGCUGCAGAAAGACGCGCGUCACCUCGGGAGAUUCCGGUCGAGGACGAAGAGGAGACGACUCUCUGCGAAGCGCGAGUGCCUGUCCAGAACGAAGACAGUGCGCUCAAGACAGCGGAGACGACGCAGGGCGAGGGAAGGCCAUGCGAGAAAGGGGAAGAGAAGCUGAAGGAAGAGCAGACACGGAAGAGACAGGAUCCGACGCUCCAGCAAGAACGCAAAGAACGCGAAGGAGACGGCGCAGAACGAAACUGGCAUGGAAAAUGUACGUUGAUUUGUCUAGGUCUGGGGAGCCCGACGGAGUGUAGUGACACCGCAAGUUGUCGCUACCAGCUAGGCCUCGCUCUGUUGAUCAAGCGCAUGCUCAACAUUUCUGAAGCUUCCACGUUCAUUGCCGAUCCGGCCAUGACUUUGACGGAUUUCGCGCUCCUCCAGAGACUGGGAUUUUCUCCACAGCCUGUCGUUCCUGGUCGCGUCCUUCCACCCGUUCUCCACCGCGACAUUUCGCGUUUUUUUUCCUGCCCUUGCUCGUCUUCGCGAGAGUCGUUGUCCCCUCCGCUUCCAUCCACCUCCCUGGGUGCUUCUUCGGCGUCGGGCGCGCCCUUCUCGGCUGCGUCCUCAAACGCCUCUACUGUGUCUCUGCCUCUGUCGCCUUCGGCUAGACUGGCUUCUUCGGCUGUCUCGUCUGGAGCGUCCGCGUCGCCUAACGCGGCUUGCUCGAGCUGGCAUUCGCACCGCGAGCUCGCCUCUGCGCCGCGCGACUCGAGGGAGUUGUUCGUUUUUCUCCUGCCGCACUGUGACGCCGAUCUGUACGGCGCCGUCCUCAGCGAGUACUUUCUGCUGGCUCCAUUCUGCGCUUCCUGCCUGCGCCCCGGGUGCCGCGCCUGUGGCCAGUGCAUGCAGCGAUGCCGUGAACCCGGCAGGGAAGGCCAUGCCCGAGACAAGGAAGCAAACGAGACAAAGAGCGAAAAGGAAAAUGGGCUGGACGCAGAUGGACGACAGCCAGCCGCGCAAGAGGAAAAGGAAAAAGAGGCGACGUGGAGACAGAGGCAAGACGGGGAGACAAAGAGGGAGCCGACGCCGCGUCGAGAGGCAUCUGCUGAACGGCGUCAGAGGGCAACCGAAGCGGAAACGCGUUUCCAGGCACAAGCGAGGUCGUUCCUUCUCAUUGGCAAUGCCUUCUCCACCUACACGAUGCGAACUCUGCGCUUCCAGCCUUUCGUCUUCGAGCCUUUUCCACGUUCAGAAGACGAGAAGUCUCACGUAGCUGUGGGGAACAGCAGACGCGAGGAGAAACGCGAUAGCGAAGGAGAAAACACCCAGCUGAAAACGACUGUCGCGGCGCCUCUGAACCCUCGAGGUGUACAGACAGGUGUGCCAGCGACCGCCGAGGGCCGACAAGCAGAGACCGUUGAUGGACACUGGAAGACGAACGAGGAGACGACUCAGAAAGCGAAUGCUAGUCAGGGAAAGGAACCGACAGCCGGUGGGGAAGAUGCCGUUUCUUUGCCUUCCUCUUCUUCUCUUUCGUCCUCGUCUUCAUCUCCCUGCUCGUCUUCCUCUCGUUCAUGUUAUGUCUCUUCUUGGUCUUCGACAGUUUCUCUGCCUUCUUCUUCGUCUUGCUCUUCUUUCGUUUUUCCCCUUUCGUCUUUUUCGCCUUCUUCUUCUGCUUCUUUUUCCUUGUUGUCUCCCCUUCGCUCUGCACACCUCGUCUUUUAUUUGCAGGAUCGGCUGCGCGAGUGUCGGCUGGACGGCGCUGCCUUUGCUGCUUAUCCGCGGGCAUUCAACGACUUGGCUGUGAUGCAUGCAGAUUUGGAAAAAUUCCCUUGUUCCCAUUCGUCGUUCUGGGCGGAUGUCGCUGCCGAACUCUCUAGAGUUGCUGGAAACGAGACAAAUACGAAGCGAAAACGCCGUGGGAAGCGCGAGGCUUCUCGUAGAUGAUUCUGCGUUUUCGUUAGACCCUGUCCGACUGCUUUGUCUCUGUUGGUUUCUGAUCCUCUGUCCAUCUUCGCUCUCGUUUGUCUUGUUAAGAGUCUCUUGCGCUCCCCAGUUCCUGGGAGGAGGAGACACAUGCCCGUGAAUUCUUCUGCAGAUGCUUAUGUAUCUGGGGCUCUGUCAAAGCGCUUCUUCCUUCGGAGGACGGUGGUGCGUUCCACGCUUUCGUCUGUCUUGGCAGAACGCGGCGAAGUCUACGCGGCGGACGACAGUUUUUUAUUCUGUUUUCUCGCGUUUCCCAGAGCAUACAGACAGCUGGUACCUAACCGGGAUGCACCACAGACAACGCUGCUGUAUCCAAUCAGAGACUUCCGCC
This is a messenger RNA of Toxoplasma gondii ME49, 3329 nucleotides long. RefSeq names its product SRR1 protein. Lineage: Eukaryota; Apicomplexa; Conoidasida; Eucoccidiorida; Sarcocystidae. The transcript has a single exon. Gene Ontology annotation, biological process: microtubule-based process. The record is from RefSeq and is a predicted model, not a curated record. Bases 353 to 2959 code for a protein of 868 amino acids. Gene Ontology annotation, cellular component: cytoplasm; nucleus.